Coffea eugenioides is the source of this 1508-nucleotide messenger RNA. RefSeq names its product anthocyanidin 3-O-glucosyltransferase 2-like. Bases 31 to 1476 code for a protein of 481 amino acids. Gene Ontology annotation, molecular function: UDP-glycosyltransferase activity. NCBI's taxonomy places the organism in Eukaryota, Viridiplantae, Streptophyta, Magnoliopsida, Gentianales, Rubiaceae. The transcript has a single exon. The record is from RefSeq and is a predicted model, not a curated record.
UCAAAUAAUUUCCUGAAGUUAAUAACAGAAAUGAGGAAAGAAAUGAAGAAACCAGAGCUGGUUUUCAUUCCUUCACCAGGGAUGGGUCACUUAGGAUCAACUGUUGAGCUAGCAAAGCUUCUCAUUGAUCGUAAUGAACACUUAUCAAUCACAGUUCUGAUUACGAAGUUUCCCUUUGAAACAAAGGUGGGUAGCUCCACAGAUUCGCAGACAGAAACUUCGGAUUCUCGCAUAAGGUUUCUUGAGCUCAAAAAAGAUGAGUCUGCUUCACAAACGGCAUCUUCUAAUUUGUUUAUGUAUCAGCUUAUUGAAGAUCAUAAAAGCAGUGCGAGGGAUGUCCUUGCUGAAAUAUCAAAUUCUGCAUCCUCUGAUCUUGCUGGAGUCCUCAUAGACAUGUUUUGCUCCUCCAUGAUUGAUGUAGCCAAAGAAUUUGGGGUUCCCUCUUAUGUUUUUUAUACAUCCGGUGCUGCAAUGCUUGGCCUUAUAUUGCAUUUGCAAAGUCUGAGAGAUGAUUUCGGAGAAGAUGUCACCAAUUAUGAGAACUCUAAAGUUGAAUUACCUGUUCCGACUUUCAUCAAUCCUGUUCCAGUUAAAGUUUUGCCAUCUCGACUGUUCGACAAGGAAGGGGGUGGCAACAUGUUCCUCAACCUGGCCAAAAGAUACAGGGAGACCAAAGGAAUCGUAAUCAACAGUUUUCUCGAGUUAGAAUCCCAUGCAAUACAGGUUCUAUCCAAUGAUAAAACCAUCCCACCAGUAUACCCAGUAGGGCCUAUAUUGAACCUUAAGGGAAGCGAUGGUCAAAAUCAAGAAACUGAGAUGAUUAUGAAAUGGCUUGAUAUUCAGCCUGAUUCUUCUGUAGUGUUCCUUUGCUUUGGCAGUGGAGGUUGUUUUGAUGGUUACCAAGUGAAGGAAAUUGCCUAUGCACUCGAGCGCAGUGGAUAUCGGUUCCUGUGGUCAUUGAGAAGGCCUCCACCUAAAGGAAAGUUUGAGUUUCCAGGUGAUUAUGAGAAUCUGGAAGAAGUCUUGCCAGAAGGGUUCUUGGAGCGAACUGCAGAGGUUGGAAAAGUUAUAGGAUGGGCACCACAGGCGGCAGUUCUAUCCCAUCCUGCUGUGGGAGGCUUUGUCUCUCACUGUGGCUGGAACUCAACCUUGGAAAGUGUUUGGUAUGGCGUUCCAACAGCAACUUGGCCACUUUAUGCUGAGCAGCAGGUGAAUGCCUUCCAGAUGCUGAAAGACGUGGGGAUGGCUGUGGAGAUCAAAAUGGAUUUCAAAAACACUUUUCGCGAGCCAAGUACUGCGAUUGUGGCUGCAGAUUUAAUUGAAAAGGCAAUUAAACAUCUUAUGGAUCCUGAGAAUGAAAUCAGAAAGAAGGUGACGGAAAUGAAAGAGAAGAGCAGGUUGACUCUUAAUGGAGGAGGAUCAUCCUCUGCUUCAUUGGGACGUUUCCUGGAUGCUGUGAUAGAUAAUAUUCCAUGACUGUUUGUCAGAUCUGACAUCUAUCAUUCGAC